This is a messenger RNA of Echinostoma caproni, 2100 nucleotides long. Lineage: Eukaryota; Metazoa; Platyhelminthes; Trematoda; Plagiorchiida; Echinostomatidae. The record is from the annotation of a GenBank genome assembly.
AUGUUGAAGGAUGAUGAUGAGGAUGAUGAUGAGGAUGAUGAUGAGGAUGAUGAUGAAUAUGAUGGUGAGGAUCAUGAUGAGUAUGUUGACCAGGAUGGUGAUGAGGAUGAUGUUGAGGAUGAUGAUGACGAUGACGAUGAGGAUGAUGAUGAGAAUGAUGAUAAGGAUGAUAAUGAGCAUGCUGAUGAGGAUGAUGAAGAGGAUGAUGGUGACGAUGAUGAUGGUGAUGAGGAUGAUGAUGAGGAUGAUGAUAAGGAUGAUGAUGAGUAUGAUAAUGAGUAUGAUGAUGAGGAUGUUCCUGAGCACGAUGAUGAGGAUGAUGAUGAGGAUAUAAAUGAGAAUGUCAAUGAUGAUUAUGAUAAGGAUGAUGGUGAGGAUGAGGAGCAGAAGGAGGAUGAUUAUGAUGAUGAUGACGGGGAUCAUGAUGAGGAUGAUGAUGAGGAUGAUUAUGAGGACGAUGAUAAGGCUGACGAUGAUGAUGAAGAUGAGGAUGAGGUUGAGGAUGAGAAUGAGGAUGAUGUUGAGGGUGAUGAUGAGGAUCAUGAUCAGGAUGACGAUGAUGAGGAUGAUGAUGAUGAUGAUGAGGAUGAUGAUGACGGUGAUGAUGAUGACGAGGAUGAUGAUGAGGAUGAAGAUGAGGAUGAUGAUGAGGAUGAUGAUGAGGAUGUUGAUGAGUAUGAUGAUGAGGAUGAUUGUGAGGUUGAAGAUAUGGAAGGUGAUGAGGAUGAUGAUGAGGAUGGUGACGACGAAGAUGAUGAGAAUGAUAAUGAGGAUGAUGACGAGAAUUAUGAUGAGGAUGAUGAUGAUGAUGAGGAUGAUGUUGAGGAUGAUGAUGAGGAUGAUGAUGACGAUGAUGAUGAGGAUGAUGAUGUGGAUGAUGCUGAGGACGCUGAUGAGGAUGAUGAUGAGGAUGAUGAUGACGAUGCUGAUCAUAAUAAUGAGGAUGAUGAUGAGGAUGAUGAUGAAGAUGAUGAUGAGGAUGAAGAUGAGGAUGAGGAUAAUGAUGAGAAUGAUGACGAGGAAGAUGAUGGACAUAAUAAUGAGGAUGAUGAUGAGGAGGAUGACGAGGAAGAUGAUGAGCAUAAUAAUGAAGAUGAUGAUGAGGAUGAUGAUGAGGAUGAUGAUGAUGACGAUGAUGAGGAUGAUAAUAAUGAUGAUGAUGAGGAUGAUGAUGAGGAUGAUGAUGAGGAUAAUGAUGAGGACGAUGAUGAGGAUGAUGAUGAGGAUGAAGAUGAGGAUGUUGAUGAGGAUGAUGAUGAGGCUGAUGAUGAGGAUGAUGAUGAGGAUGAUGAUGAGGAUGAUCUUGAGGAUGAUGAUGAGGAUGAUGAUGACGAUGAUGAUGAGGAUGAUGAUGAGGAUGAUGAUGAGGACGAUGAUGAGGAUGAAGAUGAGGAUGAAGAUGAGGAUGAUACAGGGGAUUAUGACGAGGUGGAAGAUGAGCAUGAUUAUGAGGAUGUGGGUCAGAAUGAUGACGUUGCCGAUGAGGAUGAUAAUGAGGAUGAUGAUGAAAUUGAGGAUGAUGAUGAUGAAGAUGUCGAGUAUCAAGAUGAGGAUGAUGAUGAGAAUGAUGCUGAGGAUGAUGGUGAGGAUGAUGAUGAGGCUGAUGAUGAGGAUGAUGAUGAGGAUGAUGAUGAGGAUGAUGUUGAGGAUGAUGAUGAGGAUGAUGAUGACGAUGAUGAUGAGGAUGAUGAUGAUGAGGAUGAGGAUGAUGAUGAGGAUCAUGAUGGGGAUCAUGAUGCGGAUGAUCAUGAGGAUGAUGAUGAGGACGACGAUGUGGAUUACGAUGAGGAUGUUAUGGGUCAUGAUGAGGAUGAUGAUGACGAUGAAGACGAGAAUGAAGAUGAGAUUUAUGUUGCGGAUGAUGAUGAGGAUGAUGAAGAGUAUGGUUAUCAGGAUGAUGAUGAGGAUGAUGAUGAGGAUGAUGAUGACAAUGAUGAUGAUUAUGAUGAUGAGGAUGAUGAUGAGGAUGAUGAUGAGUAUGCUUAUCAGGAUGAUGAUGAAUAUGAUGUUGAGGAUGACCAUGAGGAUGAGGAUGAGGAUGACUAUCAUGCUCAGGAUGGGAAGAUGACGAGUAUGAUGACAAGGAUGAUGAUGAGGAUG